AUAAUUCUCCUAAAAUUAGGAGAUCACACUUUGCUAUGUUAAUCAAAAAUAAUGUUUUCUUUAUGUAUAGCGGAACAUAGUAAAAAAUAUAUAAUCUUUUGCAGAAAUUUCGUAUGAAGCUAUAUAAUUUGAAUAUUAAUGAUAUAAAUAAGAAGAAAACACAUACGCAUUAAAAAAGGAGAAAGCACAUACGUACAUUACAAAACUGCGGAAAACAAGAUAGCAGUCGUAUAUACUUGGAAAGUGUAUUAAUUGCUAAUUAUUAAGUAUUGAUUUUUUUAAAUGGGGACGUAGUAUAUCAAGGGGGAGGCUGUUCGUUCGCAAGUACCUGGAACUAUUUUUCACUGCGACAAAAACAUCUACAUUCAUCCCUUCUACCAUGAGGCGUAGUAAUACAUGCUCAGAAAAAUGGCGGGAAAGUUUGGAAAAAUUGUCAUUAAAUUUGUCGAUGUGGCGCAACUUCUAAGAAAUAUAUCGAUCGAGAUCUAUUUCUAGUGAGAUAAAUUCACGAUUCUAUAAAAGCGGAUAGUAUAAAACAACUCCGAUGAAUCAUUGACGAAGAAAAUAAAAAAUACGAACGAAUGAGUCAAAGAAGAUGGCGGACCAAUUAAGAGUACCGCGUUGAUACAUUUUAUUCUUUAUUUCUAGCAAAGGGUAGUAUUUUAGAAAUACGAAUUCAUGGAUCCACGUGAAAUCUUUAAUUCCUGCCUAAAUAACGAUCGAAUGGUAAUAAAAUACAUUAUAAUAUCCUAAUAACAAAUAUCGUUUAAUACGACCGGAAUCCAUAAAUAAAACAAUUGGUUAUAUACAUAUGUUUUUCAAAUCGACGAAUGCUAUUAUAUAUUUUGUAUUGAGCACUCGUUUCGGGAGAGACGCCGACGCCCGGCGCCGACGUCGUUUUUAAAGCGUCAACGUUGUGCUGGAGUAAUCUCACCCAAUCCGGGAGACUCAUAAGUAAAAAAAAUCGUUAGAAUAAUCAACCCUCUCAGACACGCUGGCACGUCGUAAAGAUGCAUUGCUGAAAGUUUUAUAUCGGACGUUUCCGACGUUUUUCCAUCACGGUGCUAAGAUAACGAAAGGGAGGGAAAAUAAGCAAUAAGCAAUGAAUUUAACAUUGUGAAACGGGACCGCGUGAAUCAUUUAACAUAAAUCAUUUUUAAAUCGUGCUUGUACAUAUAAAUUAGUGAGAAAAAAAAAUAUUUCCUUAGCGUGGUGAUAUCUCGUCAUAUUUUUUUUUCUUUCUUUUUGAAAUGGGUACGGCGAGUCGCGAUUUCGAGCGCGAUCGGGAGGACGAGAUCCACUGCCGAAUUUGUGCUAGUGACAUACCAAGAAACGACGGGGUCCACAUUUUCGCUGAGGAUGGUAGACGGCACUACCUGCAGACCAAAAUACGAAAAUAUCUCUACAUCUUGGUGUCCUCUGAAGAUAAAUUAUCAAAAAUGGUAUGUGUUACAUGCAUUAAAAGAUUAGAAAGUAUUCACCGCUUUGCUAUGAUGGCAUAUAGAACGCAGGAGAAGUUAAAAUCUCAGUUAUAUAGUAAUAGUGAUGAUACAAAUACACAGGAUGUAGAAAGAGAAAGUGUUAAAGAUAUGCAAAACACAAGGAGGAUAGAAGACCGGGGAUUAUUACAUACAAUAUUAACAAAAGGGGCAAUAGAAAUUUUGGCUGAAGGCGAACCACUGGGACCAUCAGAAUUAAUGUCACAAGAAGAUAAAUGUCAUACUCCAAGUAUGGAAGAAAUGGAAGUCAAGGUAGACCCAAUGUUAUUUUUACAGUAUGGUAUGGAGAAUUCAGCAUCAGAAACUUCAGAAGUAUCUGAUACAGAAGAAAUAAUAACAAAAACAAACUCCCCAGAACCAUUACCAUUAACAAAUAAAAUUGAUGAAAUAAAAAAGGAAAUAAAAGAAGAGAGCAAUGAUAAAUUACAAGAAGAUACUGAAGAACUUAUUUCUAAUGUAUCAACUAAACCUCAUGAAUGUACAAUAUGUGCUCGAUCCUUUAUAUCUCAAAUUGGUUUACAAAAUCAUUUAUGGUCUCAUUUGCCUAAAGAUAAACGACUUGAUGGGAAGCCUAUUUUAAGAUCCCAACAAGUUUAUUCUACUAAUGGUGUACUUCAUAUGAAUACCGAUAAUAAUUCAUCAAGCAAUUUUAUCUGUCCAAUUUGUAGUAAAAAAAUUUCUACUAAAGGAAAUCUAAAAGUACAUUUGGAAACUCAUCGGCCUAAGGGAAAAUAUGGUUGUGACAUAUGUGGUAGAAUCUUUAAAACACAGUCAAAUUUAUUUAGACACAAGGAGUACCAUGGUGGAAUACAAUUUCCAUGCAAUGUAUGUGGGAGAGUUUAUCCAACAAAUUCUACAUUACGAGCUCAUAGUAUAACGCACUCGGAUUUGAGGCCGCACGCGUGCCCUCUUUGUGAUAAAACUUUUAAAAGAAAUCAAGAUUUAAAGUUUCACAUAAAUCAACAUACAGGUGCAAGGCCUUAUCAAUGUCCAUAUUGUCCGAAAGCUUUCGCGAGUUCUGGAAAUUGUUUCUCUCAUCGUAAAAGAAUGCAUCCUCGAGAAGUACAUCGAGAUAGACAAAGAGCAGCAGAUUUAAUGAGAUGAACCAUGGGUAGCCAAUACGAAGAAUGGUUUUAGAAAAAUAAAAUACUUUACGAUAUUAUCGUAUCCAUGUGUAUUAGCUAUUGUAAUGAGAAACAUGAGCUUUAAUUUUGAAUAUUAAUGGUGCUAAAACGCAAGGAGCAACGGAACUUUUGUAUACUUUAAUUGAGUCGUUUAAACAUAGUAUUAGGUACUUAUUGUUAUUGACAAGCACUUAGUUGUUUGUUCUUAUGGCGUAAUAGGUCUUCUUUACAUAUUAUAAAAUAGAAACAAAUAUAUAUUUUUCUUAAUUUUUUAACUUAUUGAUGUUAUCAAACUUGAUAUACUUCCAUUGUUGUUGAUGAAUUUAGUGAUUAUUAUUUAUUGACUCAUAUAUAGUACAAGUGAUAAUAACGAUAGGUUUUAAACUUUCUAGUUAAAAUAAGAAAUUCGUAUUUUUUACAGUUUAUCAAUAUUUAACUUGUAUACAUUUUCUUCUGCAUAUUUAAGGGUAGUAGUUAUAGACCGCCCUUGCUACCAUUCCUUAAAAACGAUUUUAUGACAAUGCGAUCGUUAAAAAAUUAUACGUAAAGUAAAAUUUUAUUUUACAUGCCCAUCGUUAAUGACGUAAUGUCGAACAUUAUUCAGUCGAAGAGCAGUAUUAUUCAAAUAAUUUUCAAUGUAAUACAAAUUAACCCAUCGGUAAUGAGCACAAUGAAGUAUUAAACUUUAAAAUUAAGAUUAAAGUGUAUCUUUCAUAAUUUGCGUAAAAAAUUGACUAGUAAAGAAAAUUUAGUAAACGUAAGAUAACUGUGAUUUUUUAUAAAUCGGUGGUAUAUUAGAAAAUUCAGUCAUAUCCGAUGGGUUUAAGUAUAUAUGUAUUGGAUAUUGUAGAUAUAAAACAAAAUAAUAAUAGUAACGUGACUACUUAUUUCCGUACGCUCAAAAUUUGGUCUAAAUUUGACGAAAUAUAAUUUUUUUUAAUAUUUAAAUACGAAUAAGGAAUUUACAAUAUUUUUUGAAACCUUGAACGGAUACUCUGUAUAUUGUAUGUGAUAUUUUUAAGCAACAUGUACUUAGUAUAUUUUCAAGAGACAAAAGGUACAAAGGGUUGGACGUUGAAAUUAUUUGAUAUUUAUUUCACGAUUGUUGUGUCACCGAAGGAACUAUUUUAUUUUAUUCUUACGAAUAACGUAAAUGGAUUUGAAUGGUGAUGAACGUUCUGAAAAAAGGAACGUGUUAUUUUGUCCAUAUAAAAAGAGCUGUUUAACGAUAUUUGAUAAAGUAUUUAUAUUUACGAAAUGAUUAAAAAAUGACCAAAGGCGAAAAAAAGAAAAGAACCGGAAAAGGAAGCAUUUCUUUAGGGAAUAAAAGUAGAAAAUUUUGUAGUUCGAGGCAUAUUUUUAGCACAAUACAUGAACAACAUCAUCAUUAAGUAACGUUAAGACUGUAUACGAAAUUCUGUGUCAAAUUAGAGUAAUUGCGUAAAUGUAAGAGAUUAGUAUACAAUAUCAAUGGCUGUAUGUGACGAAAGAUGAUGAGUCUAGUUUAUUCAAGAUACAGUAUUAAGUAUAAUGAAUAAUGUAGAGGUUGUAGCUACCGUUACAAACGAUCAUAAUGUUAUUCUUUUAAACAGAUAUACGAUUAAAGAAAAGUAAAUGUUAACUAAAGUCUGAGUAGCUUUUAGGAAACUUUAGAUAAGAAUUUUUAGAGAAGAAGUCAUGUAAAUGUAGAGGAUUAUAGCCUCUGCUUUCAUAUGUAUCGUAUACAUCGCACACGUGCUAGAUACUCCAAAAAAAGCGGAUGUUUGAUAAUGAACAGUCACAGAAAAAUGUACGACGAUCACGUAAUUAAGAAGUAGUACUUACAGACGGAAAAAACCGUGUGUAACUGCGUGCUACCAUUGCUAAAUUAGUGUAGUAGGGUGGCCAAGCUUUCGCCAUAAUGAAAAUGAAAUGGACCAAGAAAGAAUGGAAUAGUAUUGUAAUUAACACAUCGAAUUCAAUUUAAAACAAAUUUCAAUGGUCUUUUUCAUCGUGUAUUUAGCUUCGGUUCUAAGAUUAUUUCUUAAAUCAGAUGAUAUUUAAAAGUAUCUAAAAAUAUAUGUUUCGAUAAAAUAUUUUCUCACGUUUUAUACACAAAAAAUAUUUGAUAACGCGAAAGCUUUGACGAACAGCCACCCUAGCUUAUUUAGAGAUACAAUCGUAUAUUUUGCAAUUACCUUUUUGCAGAUGCUUGCCAGUUACGUAGUUAAGUAGACGAAGAUUAUUGGAUAAUUAUAUAUCCGCGAAAAUAAUCAAUUUUUGAUAGAAAGAAAAUGAAGAGAUGAUCUCGUUCUUACGGCUCAAUUUUUACAUCUAGCUUUUAAAGCAGGGAUGAGCAAAUUAUCUUUCUCCCUUCUGAAUUUCAUUUUAACCCUAAUACUGCCAAAUACAUUGCUUCCGGAUUAUGUUAUAGUUGUUGACAAUGUUAAACAGUGUAUUGUUAUGUAUUACGUUAAUUAAUUAUAAAAACAUCUCAUUAUAAAAUUUAAUUACAUUAUUUAUAAAAAUUAAUAUAAUUUAUAAUAUAAAUUAAUAUAAUAUAAUUAUUAUAAUUUAAUUAUUUUAUUUAUAAAACAUUAAUUAUAAAAAUCUUGUCUUAGUUAUUAGUGCUAUAUUUUUAAAUAGAUUUGCUCAAUUCUUGCUAUAAGGAGUCAAAAAUUGAGUAUUUUUUUAAAGUUCACUUAAUACAGAGGCGAUUAGCGUUUAAAUUAGCGAUUAAAACAAUAUCUCAGAAGUGCCAGUGAAGCAGUGAACUAACGUAGUGUAUUCCGGCAGACAAAUAUUGGAUAAUUAUAUGUAGAUUCAAGGUAUGAGUUGUCGAUAAUAUCAAUUGUGACACUUAAUAAAAUGAUUGUAUAAAAGGUCAGCAGUAAAAGUUUACGCUUUCAUUCCAUUAUGUUCUAUCCUUUGCUUAAUUAUCAUUUUCAUUUCAUAUAAUCAUCAAAUAAUCAUCCAGCAGGACGAACGCGAACUCGAAUAUAUUAAACGCGUUCUUUAUCAUUGAUUUUUCGCGAUUCAGUAAAAAUACUCGAAAUUUUACAGUUCUACUCGGUAAAACAAAAACUUGAUAAAAAAUUAAUCAUUCUUUGUCAUAGAUUUUAUCUCAACGUAUUAUCUUACGUCUCAUAUAACUACAUAAAAUUUCCUUAUCCUUUUUCCAUAUUUAUCCGUAUUUCAUAUUUACCGUAUUACAUGUAACAGGCGGAAACUUGCUUCCUUUAUCUAUACAUUAAACGAUAUCUAUUUUACAUUAUUCAUUCUCGUUCAUUAUUCAUUCGAUAUCUAUAUUACAUUCUUGUAUUUUACAUUAUAGUAAAAAAUUAUGAUAAUUGUAUAUGAAUUUGUAUUUUACCCUGAAAAUAUUCCAGAAUUUAUUGCAUUUCACAUGCUCAAUGAAAUGGAACUUAAUAGAAAUGCGAUAAAAUUCUUACAUAAUCGUAGCAAAUGUAUAGAAAUGGUAAAAUUCAAUCUACUUUUUCUAAUCAGAUUCGUGUAAGAACCGGCGCAUACUCGCCGCGUAAUCACUUUCAUUCGUUAGUCUGAACUUUUCGCCUUUUGUACUGCAUACAUCAUAUAUAUAUAUAUAUAUGAUGUAUGCAGUAUAUAUAUAUAUAUAUAUAAUAUGAGAUCAUAAGAAGACGUUGAGUCAGCGUUCAAAUUAAAUCGUCGUUAAUCACUAUUCUUUCUACUGCGUAUUAAUUAGGUAAAAACUAAAAAAUCGACGAGAAUCCGUUUUCAAUUAUAAAAUGCACUAAUCUGUAAGAAUAACGAACGAAUAAGAUUCUUUUUGGUUAAUGAUCGUCGAGCAUCGAAGAAGAACUCAUUUCACUGAUUAUUGAGAUUAACAGAUUAACAAAGAAAAAUUCAUGUGAAAUGUAAACGCUGAUAGAGAGAAAUUAAUAAUUAAAGUUAAUAAACUGAAACGUUUACAUUGAUAAGAUGAAACUGAAGUAACGAUCAUAUGACGUAUGCAAACUAUGUUAGCUCAGUUUAAUUAACCGAGUUAAACAAGUCAAACACUUAUAUAUCUACUUUAUCUAUAUAUAUAUAUCUACUAUAAUAUAUCUAUAAAUCUAUAAUAUAUCUACUUUGCUUUCAAUCUAGAGCCGGAAUGAACACGUAAAAGUCGAACAGUUCGAUAACUUUAUAAGCUUUAUAAGUCAGUCGUUAUCAAGCACAGAUGCAAGUCAUGCUACUGUUAAGAUUUCCUGCUUAUUCGAGUCAGCAUAAAAGCUCGUGGAUAAUAAAAUGUUAUAAAAGUAUAUUUAAUAUACAGUCGAGACAGACGAAAAAUGUUACAAGCCAGUAUACUUCUUCCUGUGAUCGUACUACUGGAUGCAUGUUUUUUAGAUGUUUUUUACGUAAUUACUCAAUUCAGUAGAGAACGUAUACUUUUGAUUAAUUUAUCAGAACCUUGCGUCAAUCUUCUUGAUCAUCUUACGAAAAUGUAAUUUACAGUAUAUCACGAUUUUGCAAGAUUUUAAAGAUGUGAAAGGAAUUAUUGCGAUUUAUUGAAAGAAAAAUUUAUUUCCCUCAAUAAAACACGUUAGAAUAAAUUCGUUAAGAUAGGAUAUUUUUUGUUCGAUAUUUGUCAUAGUGCAAAUAUUAAAGUUGUUUGGUCGAAAUAACAUGGAUAAGUAACUUGUGACUUGUUCUAUAAGUAUACACAUAUACACAUAUAAGUACAUAUGUAUCUGAAAAUCGCGACGGCUACAAUGUUGUAACUUGUAGCUAACAUCGUAAUGAUGGAACUUAAGGCGCAAUUAAAUUGAUAGAUACGAAAGGAAUCCAAGUUUAAAGUUGCAUCAUAGUGCACGCGAUCGAGGCGUUUGUUCCAAAGUUACACGUUAAUUUUCGAUGUUUAAAAAAAGUUUCCUAUCGAAGAAUGAACAGCUGCAAUGCUGUAUCAUUACGGCAAGGUCGUUGUGUACGGACAUGUUGCCCCUAACGAUAAGUUUGUGUUUAAUCGAAAGAUGCCUCGAUCGCCAUAAGUCUUGUGCUAUAAUUGUACUUUUCGUAGCAUGACACCGUUAACCGCGGUUCUAUCUUCAAAACAAGGAAAUGAUGCGAUACAAAUCGAAAAAGACAUACCCAAAAAAUCUUAUCUACGGGAGUGUUGCAAUUUGUUUUACAAUUUUAUCUGGUCUGGCUAACUGGAGAAGCGUCAGAAAUAGCAAUUCAUUUGACAUAAAUUAAUCUUUUAUCGAAACAAAUUGCAUAAUGUGAUAAUCUGUAAAUGUUUUCUUUUGAAUCGAACAGUAUUUGUAAAGUGAAUUAUGGACGUAAUUAAAUCAUAAACAGAAAUUACUUCUCAUUUUUCAUUUGUACUUGUCGAUAUAUAGAUAUUACUGUUAACUAUAAUAUAAUAUAAUUUGUAACUUGUAACUAUUAUAUUAUAUUACAGAUAUUAUAAAUACUUACGUACAUGCAAGGCAUCCCUGGAAUUGUGAUACAACCAAAGAUUCUCUUUUCCUUAUAAAGAAAUGAAUCGACAAUAUAUAAUAAAUUUUGUUUUAAUGAAGCUGUAGCUAAUCAAGAAAAUUGAUUUGGGACUGUAUGCAUACUAUAUCUUAAUUUUCACUGAAACUUUAUUCUAUAUUUUAUUUUAUACAAUUUUUAUUUAUAUAAUACAUAUUAUAUAAUUUACACUAUAUAACAGAUAAACAAACUUUACUCGCUUACUUAAAUUAUAACAUACAAUAAUCAUUCUACUAUGAACACUUGUAAAAUACAUAUAAAAGUUGUAACUCCUAUAAUUGUAAAAACUGCACGUCUGCAAUAAAAUUCUAAAAUUAC
Molecule: messenger RNA, 8419 nt
Organism: Bombus pyrosoma
Lineage: Eukaryota; Metazoa; Arthropoda; Insecta; Hymenoptera; Apidae
Product: zinc finger protein 62 homolog
Exons: 5
Coding region: 1251-2603 (450 amino acids)
Biological process (GO): regulation of transcription by RNA polymerase II
Cellular component (GO): nucleus
Molecular function (GO): zinc ion binding; RNA polymerase II cis-regulatory region sequence-specific DNA binding; DNA-binding transcription factor activity, RNA polymerase II-specific
Source: RefSeq, a predicted model, not a curated record